GUUGACAGGCCGGCCAGCGGGGAAGGCGCAUGCUGGCGCCCGGAGGAGCCCGGGGAAGGCGAUCGGGGUGUGGGGGCGCCGGAGCCGAGGCUCCCACUGGGGCCUCUGGGUCACGGCGCCGGUGCGAGGCGGUGUCGGCCCAGCCGGACGCGGCGGCGGGGUGGUGGCUUCAGCCCUGAAGCUGCAGACGCUUGCUAGGCCACUGGGUGCCUACAGGGAUGGGUGAAGUGCACCAGACCUGCAACACUUCCCUGCAGCCACCUUCUCCCUAGGGCCUCCUGGCCGCAGCGUGUGCGAGGAUGCACCUCUCAGCUGUGCUCAAUGCCCUGCUGGUGUCAGUGCUGGCUGCAGUCCUUUGGAAGCACGUGCGGCUCUGUGAGCAUGCGGCCACCCUGGAGGAGGAGCUGGCCGUGGGUCGCCAAGCCUCCGAGCAGGCCCCCGUGCUAAGGGUCAACUACCCCAAGGCCCUGCAGAUGCUGACGGAGAGCGGGACGCACAUGGUGUGCAGCGGCCGAACGCACACGGACCGGGUCUGCCGCUUCAAGUGGCUCUGCUACUCCAACGAGGCGGAGGAGUUCAUCUUCUUCCAUGGCAACAUCUCCGUCAUGCUGCCCAACCUGGGCUCCCGGCGCUUCCAGCCGGCCCUGCUCGACCUGUCCACCGUCGAGGACCACAACACCCAGUACUUCAACUUCGUGGAGCUGCCAACUGCGGCCUUGCGUUUCAUGCCCAAGCCAGUAUUUGUUCCUGACGUGGCCUUCAUCCUCAACCGCUUCAACCCCGACAACCUGAUGCACGUCUUCCAUGAUGACCUGCUGCCUCUCUUCUACACGCUGCGCCAGUUCCCGGGCCUGGCGCAGGAGGCACGGCUCUUCUUCAUGGAGGGCUGGGGCGAAGGGGCGCACUUUGACCUCUACAGGCUGCUCAGCCCCAAACAGCCGCUCCUGCGGACCCAGCUCAAGUCCCUGGGCCGGCUACUGUGCUUUGCACAAGCGUUCGUGGGCCUCUCCAAGAUCACCACCUGGUACCAGUACGGCUUUGUGCAGCCCCAGGGCCCCAAAGCCAACAUCCUUGUCUCUGGCACCGAGAUCCGGCAGUUUGCAUUCUACAUGACCAGGAAGCUGAAUGUGAGCCACACAGGCUCCCCCCUCGGGGAGGAGUACAUCCUGGUCUUCAGUCGCACGCAAAAUAGACUCAUCCUGAACGAGGCAGAACUGCUGCUUGCCCUGGCCCAGGAGUUCCAGAUGAAGACGGUAAGGGUGACCCUGGAGGAUCACAGCUUUGCGGACGUGGUCCGACUGGUCAGCUACGCGUCCAUGCUUGUCAGCAUGCAUGGGGCCCAGCUGGUCACUGCCCUCUUCUUGCCCCGGGGAGCCACUGUCGUGGAGCUCUUCCCCUACGCUGUCAAUCCUGACCACUACACCCCCUACAAGACCCUGGCCACACUGCCCGGCAUGGACCUCCAGUAUGUGGCAUGGCGAAACAUGAUACCGGAGAACACGGUCACACACCCCGAGCGGCCCUGGGACCAGGGGGGCAUCACCCACCUCGACCGGGCGGAGCAGGCACGCAUCCUGCAAAGCCAGGAAGUCCCCAGGCACCUCUGCUGCCGCAACCCAGAAUGGCUGUUCCGAAUCUACCAGGACACCAAGGUGGACAUCCCAUCCCUUGUGCAGAGCAUUCGGCAAGUGGUAAAGGGCCGUCCAGGGCAACGGAAGCAGAAGUGGACAGUCGGCCUCUACCCGGGCAAGGUGCGAGAGGCACGAUGCCAGGCCUCAGUGCAGGGGGCCUCUGAGGCCCGCCUCAGCGUCUCCUGGCAGAUCCCGUGGAAUCUCAAGUACCUGAAGGUACGGGAGGUCAAGUAUGAGGUGUGGCUGCAGGAGCAGGGUGAGAACACCUAUGUGCCUUACAUCCUGACCCUGCAGAACCACACCUUCACCGAGAACAUCAAGCCCUUCACCACCUAUCUGGUGUGGGUCCGCUGCAUCUUCAACAAGAACCUCCAAGGACCCUUUGCAGAUGUACUGGUGUGCAACACGUAGUGGGCAUGUUGUAGAGGGCAGGGCCACUUGCCCUACCCUGCGCGUUGGCUGCUGGAAAUCUCCCUUUUAUUUAUUGAACAGGCCUGUGCCUGCUAAGACAGCAUCUAGGGUGUGAGGUUAGCAGCACCCUUCUGUGUCUAGUGCAGUGGAAUUACCCACUUCAGUCUCUGUCCUUAUCCACUCCUGAGUGUCCAGAUCCCUGAAGAAGGCCCUUAGGAAAAGGAGGGAAAGAAGGAAGAGAAAGUAAGAAUCCCAAGGAAUUGCUUUAGCAUUGUGAUCUUGUUGUUCCUCCCCAAGUCUCUCUGGGCAUAACCCAAGUGUCUGGAAAUGGCAAGGGGUCGAGGGAUGGUUUGGACCAGUGGGUCCUCAGUGUCCAUCAUGGAAUUCAUCCUGUUGCCCCAUGAAGGGUGUGUUUGGAACAUCCAUUAAAUGAUUGUGAACAUCU
This is a messenger RNA of Suncus etruscus (white-toothed pygmy shrew), 2487 nucleotides long. RefSeq names its product protein O-linked mannose N-acetylglucosaminyltransferase 2 (beta 1,4-) (gene POMGNT2). The coding region runs from base 300 to 2042 and encodes 580 amino acids. Gene Ontology annotation, molecular function: protein O-acetylglucosaminyltransferase activity; protein binding. Gene Ontology annotation, biological process: protein O-linked glycosylation via mannose. Gene Ontology annotation, cellular component: endoplasmic reticulum. Lineage: Eukaryota; Metazoa; Chordata; Mammalia; Eulipotyphla; Soricidae. The transcript has 2 exons. The record is from RefSeq and is a predicted model, not a curated record.